CAGUUUUAUACAUUUAGCAAUUCUUAAACAGACUUUAAGGGGUGAGUGCAGAUUACCAACCAACUAAAUUCUUUUUGAACUGACAGAUGCAGAGGAACACAAACAUUUUGGAUAAAACCAUGUCACCUUUACGGAACAUACUAAGACAAGGACAUUUUUUCACACUGGUGCUGCUGUCAUGGGCCGCUGUGGAGGUGCAGGGUGGCUGUCCACUGAAAUGCUCAUGUCCCUCAUCGCCCCCCUCGUGUCCUGCCGGUAUCAGUUCGGUUCUUGACCCAUGUGGGUGCUGUCGGGUCUGUGCCAGGCAGUUUAACCAAGACUGCAGCCCUACUGAGCCCUGCGACCACAUCAAAGGACUGCGCUGCCACCUAGGGGCUCAAGGAGACCCCGACAAAGGCUUGUGUAGAGCUGAGGCACAAGGCCGCCCAUGUGAGCUGGAUGGACGGGUCUAUCAGCACGGCGAGGACUUUCAGCCAAGUUGCGAGCAUCAGUGCACGUGUGUUGAUGGAGUAGUCGGCUGCAUCCCACUGUGCCCACACCACAUUUCUCUACCCGACUGGCCUUGUUCCCGCCGCCGCCUCACCAAACUGCCUGGCCGCUGUUGCCAGGAGUGGGUGUGUGAUGAUGACAACCGCAUUGCUGAAGUGAAUCCAUUGCCUGAUGCACAUCCACAAAAGCACACUUACCUCACAGGCAAUGAGUUACUUGUAGUUGCUCCAUCUACUUCUUGGGACAGUAGUGCAGGAGUCCCUUAUCAAGAGUGGAUUUCAUCCUCUAAGUCCCAUGCCAUCCUUCCAUCCACCUGCUUACUUCAGGUCACUGAUUGGUCCCCGUGUUCAGCCACCUGUGGAAUGGGCGUGUCCAGCCGUGUAACCAAUAAUAAUCCCGAAUGCCGGCUCGUCAGUGAAACUAGGCUCUGUCAGAUACGAGAGUGUGGCAUCCACCUUGCACCAUCACUGAAGAAAGGAAAGAAGUGUCAGAGGACCACACGACCACAGAAACCUAUGCAGAUCGAAUUUGCAGGAUGCUUCACUGCUCGCCGUUACCGGCCACGUACAUGUGGAUCCUGCUCGGAUGGCCGCUUCUGUGUUCCCUCUGUUACGCGUACGGUCCGCCUACACUUUCACUGUCCUGAGCCAGAACGAGACGACUUUACCCGCAACGUCAUGUGGAUACAGCGCUGCAGCUGCAGUCAAAGAAACAGCCGAGAAGACCUGUCAUCACAAGCAGAGUUCCUCAAUCUGCCAAACGACAUUCACACAUACACACACUGACAUUAUCUCACAUUUUCCACAGCUCAGCAUCCAACAGUAUUCUUAAUAUAUCAAUAAUGUGUAUAUAACUUAUAAAUAAGAUUUCUGAUUUAUUUGGUAUUUUGAAGUGAUACAGGGGAUAUAUGGUCAUUAUAUGUAAGUAAGUGGUAAAUUAUGACUAUAAAGCUUGUUUUACACACACACACACUUCCAUGUUCUAUCGGAACUUUCCAUAUAUGUAAUGAUGACUUUAUACUAUGCAAACUGCAUAUUCUAUCCCCUUACACUAACCCUAAACCUACCCAUCAAAGGAAAUUUCUGCAUUUUUACAUUUUCAAAAAAACGUCGCUUAAUAUGAUUUAUUAGCUGUUUUCCUCAUGGAGACCAAAAAAUGUACCCACAAGGACAAAGAUUUCAGAUAUUGCCAUCUUUGUGGGCACAUUUUGUCCCCAUAAUAUAGAGUUUACCAGGAUCUCCCCUCUCCACACACACAUUCAAAUGUUUACCAUUUUUCAUAUAAUUCAAUAUACAUACCCAUUUUUUUACUGCUGUAUAUAGUGUAAAUAUGUUCCAGUACCACUGUACAUAUCUGAAAUGUUUUUUUUUUAUUAUUUUAUAACAUUUAACAGACUUCAAUUCUGAAGUGUCAUAUUUAAACUUCAAUUUUUUGAGGUAACAAAUAUGUAACAACUACAUUUUAUGCAUAUUUUAGUAGUUUCAUUUUGUAAAAUAAAAUGUAUAACAAUGUAUGGCAAACAUUGAGAAAAUAACAGUGAAUAGAAUAAAUUAGAGCACACACUGGGUAAUAAUUUUAAUAAUGCUAUAAUAAUAAUUAUGCUGUUUUGGUGUUAUUUAAUCAUAAUAGGAAAACACCGACCAGAUCAAUAUUUAUAAAGGACUUUUGGGUUGCCACUAUUAUAUUUCUCUCCCUCAGUUCCUCUCUAUGCCUCUCUCUCUCUCACAGACAGCUGAGACUUUCAGCACUGCCACGACGAGUGAACAGGAAAUGUCUAAAUGUGUUGAGAAUGUGCAGGAUGAAAUAUGUGAUGACUGUACAAUCUCACAAUACAGAACAUUUGAGCCAUA
Molecule: messenger RNA, 2339 nt
Organism: Pimephales promelas (fathead minnow)
Lineage: Eukaryota; Metazoa; Chordata; Actinopteri; Cypriniformes; Leuciscidae
Gene: ccn1l1
Product: cellular communication network factor 1, like 1
Biological process (GO): cell adhesion; signal transduction; positive regulation of cell differentiation
Cellular component (GO): extracellular region
Molecular function (GO): heparin binding; integrin binding
Source: RefSeq, a predicted model, not a curated record